UGCAGACGAGGAUGCCGCUUCAGUCACGAUCUGCUCUCAGGUCAGAAUGCAUUAGUUCUGACCGCUCACGGUCUGAACACACUGGACGUAAAGGAGCUGUGCAUUCUGCUUAUGCAGAGCGAUUACUCACUCCUGCCAGCGGUGUGUCAUUCGUAUAAUAAUGGCACGGGAGAAUACGGCCGCUGUCCGGACGCCGAGAACUGUAAGAGGCUCCACAUCUGCGAGAAAUAUCUGCGAGGCUCCUGCGACUGCACUCGCGCUCAUGACUUCUACGAGCCGCAUCCGCUGAAGACGCUGCAGGACAGAGGCGUCCCCACCGAACUCAUGGCCAUCAUGAAGGAUCUGUACUCCAACAUCGAAGUUCUGAGGCGUCUUUCCAAGGCAGCUUUUGCUCCAAACGCUGCGGGACCGAACCCCAGAAGAGGCCCGAAUGCACAGAACCGGAGACCGUCGAGUGGUUUUAACGCAGGCAGAGGACAAGAGGCUCAGAGGCCUCCACAAAACAACACAGAGAAAACGGAGAUCUGCAUGUAUUUCAUCAAAGGAUUCUGCAAGCACGGUGUCUCAUGUAGGGGGGAGCAUUCCAAUCUGCCCUAUAAAUGGGAAGUUAAAGAAGGAUUGGAAUGGAAGGCUCUUCCUGACAACGAGGCCAUCGAGAAAGAUUAUUGCGAUGCUGCAAGAACAUACAGCGCUGGAAUGAACCCGGUUUAUUUCGAUACGAUGACCCAAGGCUCUCACAGUGUGCGGCGUCUGUCGACGGUACCGUCGGUACUCCAGCCCACCUUCAUCCUGACCACCGAGUGGGUCUGGUACUGGGAGGACGAGGAUGGGAACUGGAUCCAGUAUGCUACAGCGGAGGGUGGUCAUAGAUUGUCUUCCAUUUCCAGCGCUGAACUCGAGCAGAAGUAUCAGGUUGAUAACAACGCUGUGGUGGAGUUCACAGCCGAAUCGCAGACGUACGAGCUCAGCUUCAAGGAUAUGAUCCAGACAAACAAACGCUACACAACCAAAAAAGUCGUCAGACGUCGUCCCAAAUUUGUGUCAGCGGCUGAUGUUCGAACAAUCAAGACAGCUAAAAGGACGCCCAAUAAUUUCAAGGCUCUGCCGGAGCACUGGGAUAAAGCUCUGACUCCUGAAACCGGAUACAAGAGUGUGUGGCUGCAGAGCACGUCAGCCGAAUACAUCAAAAUCAAAGAACUGUUCAGUCGCACCAUGGUCGGCUUCCGAAUCCUGAAGAUCGAGAGGAUCCAGAACAAAGCAUUAUGGGAAGUUUAUCAGUGGCAGAAGGACUUCUUGAAAAAGAACAACGGAGGCAGAGACGUGACCGAGAAGCAGCUCUUCCACGGCACCGACAGCACGCAUUUAGAUGCCAUCUGCCACAACAACUUCGACUGGAGGAUCUGUGGGACUCACGGCACGGCCUACGGAAAAGGUAGUUAUUUUGCCAGGGAUGCCAAAUACUCGCACAGCUACACCAAAGAUUUAGGCACUCGUUCCAUGUUCGUGUGUCGCAUUCUGGUUGGCAGCUACACCAAAGGUGAAUCCAGCUACCUCCGGCCUCCAUCCAAAGACGGAGGAGACACCGUCUUCUACGACAGCUGUGUGAACGAUGUCUUCGAUCCGUCCGUAUUUGUAGUGUUCGAAAAGCACCAGAUCUACCCCGAGUAUCUGAUUGAGUAUAGCAACUCCUCAAGUGCUUGUCCCUCACAAUCCUCUUCCUCAACUACUCCAAAGUCUUCAACGUCAGAGUGCAUCAUUUCCUGACCAUAUGAUCAUCAGGCAUCAUGCGAUCGCAUUGUGUGCUUUAGAGGAAGUUAAUAGUGAUAAUCAAAAGUAAAAAAAAUAAACGUUACAGAAAAGUGUCAUACUCUCAGGAGGUUAAAGUCACGAUGAAACGGGAGCAGCGACAGAUCUUUUCUUCUUUAUUGUGACAUGCAUCCAAAUGUAACAAAAUGUUGGGUGGGGCUUGGUUCUGUGCAUCAGUUGAUUGGAUGUUGAGAUGUGGGCGUGGCUCUAAAAGUGUAUGCAGAUGAGCGUGAGCUUGCACGGGCGGGGCUUACGUGGAGGAAAUGACUGGAAGAUUUUAUUAAAUAGUCAAAAUGUAAAAAGAAACGUGUACACGGAUGAAUUAUUAGAGCUAUAACAUGCAUUUGGAAAACGGACGGUGAAUUUUUAUUUCAUGCCAGCUUUGAUGGCAAUGUGUAAUUUGUCUUGAUCUUUACUUGGAUCUUUGUAAUAAUCUCAAUAUUUGAGAUACUUGUCACAGUGAAGCUUUCCAAUACAUAAGGAAAUAAAUUUUUUUCCCGUCAUAUUGACCUUUUCCUCAUAAUCCUCAAAUAUAGGCUACUUUUCCCUAAUAGAUGUGAAUGACUGAUUGAAAUAUCACUAUUUAUUUUUGUUUCCCAAACCAUUCAAUACCCGUGUCCC
Messenger RNA from Sinocyclocheilus anshuiensis, 2427 nucleotides. RefSeq names its product poly [ADP-ribose] polymerase 12-like. The record is from RefSeq and is a predicted model, not a curated record. The annotation marks the transcript as partial. The transcript has 11 exons. Gene Ontology annotation, molecular function: NAD+ poly-ADP-ribosyltransferase activity; metal ion binding. Gene Ontology annotation, cellular component: nucleus. NCBI's taxonomy places the organism in Eukaryota, Metazoa, Chordata, Actinopteri, Cypriniformes, Cyprinidae.